CGAUGUUUAACUAGAUAGUCACAUCUCCGGCCCUGCCACAAGAGUAGACGCUGACAGACGCAACGCUGCGUGAUGGGUGGCUGCCCGAGCCGGAAGUUGCCAUAUCAGGAUUUCCGCAUCUAUUUCAGCGACAGGCUCAUUUUGGGCUGGGAAGAGUUGCUCUGCUGUCCUGAGGUGUCUGGGUGUAGCGUCCGAAAGUAUUCUGAGGAUGACCCUACUGGUGGACCUGUCGAAUACACUGUGAUGAGAAGUGUAUCCUACAGUCCAUACGUGCCUCGCUUCGUGCUGGAGCUGCGCAGCCGCAACGUUCCACGACCCGCCAUCGUAGGCCGCCUGGAAAAGCUGGACACCAUCUUCCGCGCAAAGACCGGAGAGUUUCUAUGCAUCCACCUCUGGAAAUUGGUGGUGAAUGGCUUGCAGUGGACGAAUUCAAGGAGGCGAUCCGUCACGUCCUCUGAAGGUGAUAUGCUCGUUCAGCACGUGGGCAUUGUGACACAGGCAAAGAUUGACUUUGAUCACCCGAGCGAUAUUGAAUGGAUCCUCAAACCAGAAAGUGAGAGGUGGAUCCAAAGCGUCAGCACAGACCAUCCCAUGCUGGCCAUCCAGAGCCGAAGUCGGGGGCCGCAAUCGUCGCCCUCAGACUUGGUUGCCAUUCGGUUGAAGUACGAUGGCGAGUUGGUUGGCACGGCCAAACAGCAGAAAUUUGUGAAUUCCGAAGAGGAUUUGCGAUCAUAUCUGGGUGUACAGAUGGACGUGGCAAAACUUCAGGACAAAGCCACUGAAGGCGGAGAAGACGAGGAGGUGGUGAGGCAUGCCCUGACCACCGAAGGGCUGAUGAUGUUGUUGAUCAGCCUCGCAUGGAGUCAGAGCACAUUGAUGUUAUCGGGCCAAGAUCAUCGUUAUUGGAAAAGUUUCGUUAAGGCGAUGCGGAGUCAUCCCGAUGAACCCGGAAGUGGAACGUUGAAUGGCUACCCUUCUGAGUGGAACGUCAUGGAUGUGAAGAAAUACUUGGCGCAACACUCUUGGUGGUUGAGAAUCCAUGGCUGGGAUACUGAAGCGGUUGCUGAGCCGCCUGUUGAGCCGCCAUCUCAGUCCCCAAUCUCCCCGGCGACCACCAUUCCGGGGGGGGAGUCGCCCUAAGAUUUCCAAGGCGAAAGAAAGGAGCAUACACCAUGGGGAUGUAUGAAAUAAAG
Cladocopium goreaui is the source of this 1193-nucleotide messenger RNA. The record is from the annotation of a GenBank genome assembly. NCBI's taxonomy places the organism in Eukaryota, Dinophyceae, Suessiales, Symbiodiniaceae.